AAAAGGCCGGAGACCAUGGAGAUCAUCACCAAGCGCCCCAGGGAGAGGCGGGGCAAUGCCGCCGACGGCGAGCCGCUCCCGCAGCUGCUCGACUCGCCGCUCCCCACGCCGCGCCGCUCGUGCGCCUCCGCGGACGCGCCCGGCAGCAGCCUGCGGUGCGCCGCCUCGCCGCUGCGCACGCAGGUGCCCUUCUCCUGGGAGAGCUCCCCUGGCGUGCCCAAGAGCGGCAGGGACACGCGGGAGGAGACGAUGCCGCCGCCCAAGCUGCCGCCCGGGCGCUGGCCGCCGCAGUGCCCCACGAGGACGAACUGGUGCUACGGCAACGGGAGCGAGGCCAGCAGCGACGACUGCGACGCGUCGUCCUUCUCCGACGCCCUGGAUAGGACGUCCUCCUCGCCCGCGCGGAUCGGCUCCUUCGACCGGGUCACGUCCAAGCGCUUCGAGGACAUCUUCCUCGGCCGCGCCGAGAGCUUCGCCAAGGACCGGUCCCACUCCUCCCGCCACGCGCCCACGGGCGAGCCCAGCGCCGUCGUCGCCGCGUCGUCGUCCUCGGCGAGACACACGAAGCACUGGCGUCGACGCGGCAGCUCGCGCCCCCACGAUGACGACGACGGGGAGUGGCCGAAGAGCAACGACCCCGUGAAGGUCAUGCCGCGCGUCGAGCAGAUGUCCCCGAGAGCAUGCGGGCUCAUGGUGUUCUUCCCAUGGAGCGCGAAGCGGGCGGCCUGCGGGUUCAAGAGCCCGUCGACGACGCGUCACUCCGUCGCCGUUGAUCAUUCGCCCUCCCGCGGCCGCAGCAACCCCACCCUGCGCGACGCUCUGCAGGAGGACAACAAGACCGACGACAUGGACGUGCAAGACCCACCGCCGCAGCCGCGCGGGGAGAAGAGGGGCCGCGCGGAAUGGCAGGGCCGCGGGUGGGGCGUCUCGUCGCUGCUCGACACGAGCAAAAGGUACUGCACCGACGCACGGAAGGCCCUGAGCAAGCUAUCCAUCGGAUUGGGCGCUGACAGUGGCAGCGCGAGAGUUGGCAGGGAAAGGAGGAGCGGCACGCAGGAUGCCACGUCCACAACGACGACCGCGCCCGUCGUCGGCGCCAAGCUGACGAAACUCAAGUCUAACAGAAAUUAAGGGGAUUGGGAUUGGUCGGCUUGGAAUGCUACGAUAGAAGUUGCACAUGUCUAUGCAGAUAGUACUACUACUUCUUUGAUCUCCAUCUGUUCAGCUAGAUGAACUAAACUCAGUAGCAGAGCUAGGGUAGUACUCCCUCCGUUUCUUUUUACUCCGCAUAUAAGAUUUGGUCAAAGUCA
This is a messenger RNA of Triticum urartu, 1310 nucleotides long. RefSeq lists its product as uncharacterized. NCBI's taxonomy places the organism in Eukaryota, Viridiplantae, Streptophyta, Magnoliopsida, Poales, Poaceae. The record is from RefSeq and is a predicted model, not a curated record.